CGCUGUCUUCAAUUUAUCCCGGCAGGUGCUUCAUCAGGAAUCGGGGAAGCUACGGCAGUGCGUUUCGCCUCCCAUGGCUGCUGGCUUGCGCUGACUGGAAGGAACAAAAAGGCCUUGGAAAGCGUGGCUGAGGCGUGCUGCGCGAAGGGGAUCUCACAAGACAAGGUGCUUGUGGUACCCGGCGAUAUCACAGUCGAGGAGGAUAUUGCGGCUAUAGUGGAAACGACAGCCAAGCAUUUUGGAAAAAUUGACAUACUGGUGAACAAUGCAGGAAUCAGCAUGAGGAAGACUCUUGAAAACUCCACUGUAGAGGACUACAACCUCGUCUGGCAAACUAAUUUUCGGGGUCCUCUCUGGAUGAUAAAAUACACUGUUCCCUACUUACGGCGAACGAAAGGCAGCAUUGUCAACGUUUCAAGCAUAGCAUCGACAAUUGCGGUUAACGUCGCAACACCUUACUGCGUGACGAAAGCCGCGCUGGAUCACCUGUCCCGAUGCGCAGCACUGGAUUUCGCAACGCCUUGUUGGAGAUGCCAUCCGGCCCGGGUGCGGAUCUACCAUUGAGUCCAUGUAGAGCCC
Messenger RNA from Dermacentor andersoni, 579 nucleotides. The record is from RefSeq and is a predicted model, not a curated record. NCBI's taxonomy places the organism in Eukaryota, Metazoa, Arthropoda, Arachnida, Ixodida, Ixodidae.